ACUGUGCCAGUCUGGAAAAACCGCGACGUCACGGAACAUAUUCAUGAAUAUUAACCGGAGUGUCGGAUUAUUGCUAUUCGUGAGCGUUUAAAGCGCUUAUGUUUGUUGAAGACGUCUUUUAAUCAGGCCUAGCAGAAAAUGAGACUUCGCUCGAGAAAUAUUUUGAAUGAAAACCCAACGACACCCUCCCGCCGCCGUCGAGCCGCUACAGAGCUGGAUGUAACGUUACCACAGACUCCGUUGGCCCAGACACCGGAUGAGAAUGAGGUAGACGUUCUUCAGGACUGCUCUAAUCUGGACCCCGAUCAUGUCCCAACAGCGGCCAAACGUCCACGCAUUAAACAUGGAAGGAGAAAAGAGUUAUUAACUGAUGACUGUAAAGAAUCUGAUUUCAAGACACCCCUUCGUCACCUCCGGGAACGACAUUCUUCAUUAAAUCCUGCCGCUCGAAGCCUUUAUUCUCCUGCCGUGCACUUCCUCACACCUCCAAAAGACAGUGAACAGUCCACCUGUGGUGCACUCUUCAGUCCUGAACACCGUGUGUUUGGCUACAGUGCCGUGAGCCCUCUCUCAGAGGAUGACGAGAACGAUGAAGUCUUCAGCCCUUUCACGUUUAUCAAGAACAUACCAAACCGAUCACAGCAGUCCAGACCCAUCUCAGCGGUGCGAGACAUUCCACCCAAGACCAGGAGCACACCUGCUUCUACCCUUGUGCUUGAUUUGGAUGAAACCCUCGUAUUCAGUUCACUCAAUGUGAUUCGUGAUGCUGAAUACACAUUCAACACCCGCUUUCAAGAUCACAAAUACAAGGUCUACCUGAUCCUCAGGCCAUAUGUGAAAGAGUUUCUGCAAGCCAUGACGAAACAUUUUGAGAUGUUCGUUUAUACCUCUGCUAAGAAAGAAUAUGCAGAAAAGAUUAUGGACAUCUUGGACCCUAGCAAAAAGUUCUUCAGACAUCGUUUGUAUCAGGACGACUGUGCUUGUGUGCUCGGACACUAUAUUAAAGACUUGAACGUGCUGGAGAGAGACCUGUCGAAAACCGUCAUCCUAGACAAUGCCCCUCACACUUUCCCUUACCACCUGAUGAAUAUGAUUCCCAUAAAGAGCUGGAAUGGAGACAAAGAGGAUCGCGAGCUGCAAAAACUCAUCCCGUACUUGGAGAAACUAGUGCAAGCGGAUGACUUUAGAAAUGUUCUGAAGAAGAGAACUGACCACUUUCACAGGCUGCUUACUGAAGACUGAAUCUUUGCAUAAACAGAAAGUCAAUUCACAAGCUAUAUGCUAGCUAGAGCUAAAUGUGUUGUUGUCAUGAUGGUCAGCUGGUGUUCUGACUCUCUCGUGCAGAUUAGGGCUAGAAUCUUUAAUUUAUUAAUAAACCUCGAUCUUUGUACAGGUUUGUGCUAUUGGAGUUUUUUUUUUCUUUUUGCAUUUUACACUGUAAACAGUGUUGAUUCAUUUGUGUUGUGCAUCGAAGGCUAUUUUAAGGUAUUUUUGGUAUUUUCAAUAACCAAUAAAAUAAGAAAAACACGUGUUUUUCUUUAAAACGUG
Molecule: messenger RNA, 1548 nt
Organism: Triplophysa rosa
Lineage: Eukaryota; Metazoa; Chordata; Actinopteri; Cypriniformes; Nemacheilidae
Gene: ctdspl3
Product: CTD (carboxy-terminal domain, RNA polymerase II, polypeptide A) small phosphatase like 3
Exons: 11
Coding region: 139-1242 (367 amino acids)
Molecular function (GO): phosphoprotein phosphatase activity
Source: RefSeq, a predicted model, not a curated record